ACCAUGAAUGCAGGAUGCAGCCAGUCAUAUAAAGGAUUCUCUUCUUCACAGAAUGAAAGAAAGACGUGAAGUACAAACCUGAAUGCAAUUUCAGGUCCAAACAGAUGAGCUUGUGACAUCCUGUUCCAGAGCCCAGGGAUUCCUCACGCCUCAGCUGUGCCUCCUCAAAUCUGGACAACACUGUUUGAAACAACCAAAAACUUCAACUGACGUUACAGUUGUCACAAACACUAACUGGUGCUAGCUGAAUGUCAGGAUGCAAGUAGUUACUAUUAUAGUACUACUUCUUCUUUGUAAAGCUUCUGACUUUAGGAAGACAAGGAGUAGGAAUUUGAGAAACAAUGAAAGGGAAAAAAUCUCACGGAAAGCAUCUGGCACCGUUAAGCGCAAUGCCCUAGGCCUACCAUGUGAUAUAUACACUUAUCUUCAUGAGAAAUACCUAGACUGUCAGGAAAGAAAACUGAUUUUUGUGGCACCUGAUUGGCCUGAGGAUUUGAAACACAUGCUACUAGCAAGAAACAGGAUUCGUAAAUUGAAGAAUAAUAUGUUUUCUAAGUAUAAAGCACUGAAAAGUCUGGAUUUACAGCAGAAUGAUAUAUCAAAAAUUGAAAGCCAGGCUUUCUUUGGUUUGAAUAAACUUACAACACUCUUACUCCAGCAUAAUCAAAUCAAGACUUUAUCCGAGGAGAUUUUUAUUUAUAUGCCCAGUCUAAACUACCUACGUCUUUAUGAUAAUCCCUGGCAUUGCAACUGUGAACUAGAAACUCUUGUUACAAUGCUACAGGUUCCAACAAACAGGAAUUUGGGAAAUUAUGCCAAGUGUGUGCACCCAAUAGAACUGAAAAAUCAGAAGCUAAAACAGAUAAAAGCUGGACAGCUAUGUGGUGAAGAGGACAGGCAGGACCCCCAGAACAUAAAACAGGAGAAGCCUGUCAAACCAGAAUUUGAUUCCUCUUUGUGCCACAUAUAUGUGUUUCCUGUACCAACUCUGAACUGCAAGAGGAAAGAUUUAAAGAAAGUUCCAGGUAACAUACCUCCAGAUAUAGUUAAACUUGAUUUGUCCAACAACAAAAUUAGACAACUACGAUCCAAAGAGUUUGAAGAUGUCAGUGAACUGAAGGUAUUAAACCUAAACAGUAAUGGAAUUGCUUACAUUGAUCCUGCUGCUUUCUCAGGACUCAACAACUUAGAGGAGCUAGACCUAUCAAACAACAGCUUGCAGAAUUUUGAAUAUGGAGUACUGGAAGAUCUUUACUUUCUGAAAGUACUGUGGCUGAGAGAAAAUCCUUGGAGAUGUGAUUACAACAUUCAUUAUCUUUUCUACUGGUUAAAGCAUCACUACAAUGUUCACUAUAAUGGCCUAGAAUGCAAAAUGCCUGAGGAAUACAAAGGAUGGUCUGUUGGAAAAUAUGUUCGAAGUUACUACGAGGAGUGUCCAAAAGACAAGCUGCCCAUUUAUCCAGAAACUUUUGAUUUGGACAAAGAUGAUGAGGAAUGGGAACGACAAAAAGGACAAUCAGUUCAAACAGCAAAAAAGCACAGUGUAAUUGUCACUGUGAUAGGCAAAUAAGGGAAUCCUUUUUUCUUUUUCUUUUUUUUUUUUAGUACAUUCAAAUAUUUGAUACUCUGUCGAAAAAAAAAACCCAUGCUGUUUACAUUUUUUGUUAAUUAUACUGAUUGUUGUAAGACUAUUUUCCUACAAAGAUUUCUGUUUAGUGCAGUUAAUAAGUACAGAAUGGCAUUAGUUACACAUCAUCCUUCAACGGUUAAUUGUUUCUGACUAUUUGUUCUGCACAUUCUUGUGAAAUAUUUUGUCAAGUAUUCAAAACUAUGCAGUAGAAAUGGAUAGACACAAAUGUAGAUAUGUGGUGGGGAGGAGCUGUGAAUGAACAUUAUGCAUGAACACAGCUUAUGUGCUGACAUGGAACUUGCUGCAGGAUUGUGACCAAGACACCUCUUUCUUGAAUGUAUCACCAAUUCUUUAUAUCUAUCGGUUUCCUGAAAUAUUCCCAGAAAACAUUUCUAAGAUUUUUGUAUCAGCUUCCUGUUGUUUUAUUGUAUAUGAAAACUCAAAAUUAAGACUAAUCUUAAAUACAGUUCUA
This is a messenger RNA of Cygnus olor (mute swan), 2102 nucleotides long. It is a transcript of the gene LRRC17, whose product is annotated as leucine rich repeat containing 17. The coding region runs from base 257 to 1570 and encodes 437 amino acids. Gene Ontology annotation, molecular function: protein binding. The transcript is spliced from 4 exons. NCBI's taxonomy places the organism in Eukaryota, Metazoa, Chordata, Aves, Anseriformes, Anatidae. The record is from RefSeq and is a predicted model, not a curated record.